AUGUGCUAUCAUAUCACAGAGUCUGAAACUGGUCUAAGCUAUCAUGCUCAACCAGAUACAGACCCCCACCCUCAACCAGAUAUAGGCUCCCACCUUCAACCAAAUAUAGGCACCCACCCUCAACCAGAUAUAGACUCCCACCCUCAACCAGAUAUAGGCUCCCACCCUCAACCAGAUAUAGGCUCCCACCCUCAACCAGAUAUAGGCUCCCACCCUCAACCAGAUAUAGGCUCCCACCCUCAACCAGAUAUAGGCUCCCACCCUCAACCAGAUAUAGGCUCCCACCCUCAACCAGAUAUAGGCUCCCACCCUCAACCAGAUAUAGGCUCCCACCCUCAACCAGAUAUAGGCUCCCACCCUCAACCAGAUAUAAACUCCCACCCUCAACCAGAUAUAUAUAGCUCAAUUUGA
Procambarus clarkii (red swamp crayfish) is the source of this 411-nucleotide messenger RNA. The record is from RefSeq and is a predicted model, not a curated record. Lineage: Eukaryota; Metazoa; Arthropoda; Malacostraca; Decapoda; Cambaridae.